Messenger RNA from Aspergillus thermomutatus, 1662 nucleotides. Its product is annotated as putative flavin-containing amine oxidase. Lineage: Eukaryota; Fungi; Ascomycota; Eurotiomycetes; Eurotiales; Aspergillaceae. The coding region runs from base 1 to 1662 and encodes 553 amino acids. The record is from RefSeq and is a predicted model, not a curated record. The transcript has 3 exons. Gene Ontology annotation, molecular function: oxidoreductase activity.
AUGGUGAAGAUCGUUGAGACCGUUGAUCUAUCUCACACACCCAACGCUUACUAUGCGCCGGCGACAAUUGCUCCCGUUGGAAAGCUCAUCCAUGUUUCUGGCCUCCCUGGCAGUACAAAGGACGGUACCACACCGAGCGACUACGAGUCACAAGUCCAUCUCGCGCUUCUGAACCUGCGAAAAGUUAUCAUUGCGGCAGGCUCUUCGGUUCAGAAUGUCGUCAAGCUGAACCUUCUGAUCGUCAACUACGAUGCCGCCAACCGCAAGCACACCCGCCAUCUUCAUCGUUUCCUAGGAGGCCACAGACCUGCAAUUACUCUCAUACCCGUGCCUAAGCUCGCUGUUCCGUCGUGGCUGUUUGAGAUCGAUGCGGUCAUUGCCGUCCCAGAACCGUGUCUGCCUCCAUCCCUGCCUGCCGCUCGCGAAACUGUCGAUGUUGUCAUUAUUGGCGCAGGACUUGCUGGUCUAUCUGCAGCUCAUGAUGUGCUGCGGGCGGGCCUCUCCUGCAUCGUAUUGGAAGCACGCGAUCGUGUGGGAGGCAAGACAUGGAGCAUCCCACUGAAAGACGGCAAGGGCAUGGUCGAUCUCGGUGCUGCGUGGAUCAACGAUACCAACCAGAGCAAGGUCUACGCCCUGGCCAAGCGAUAUGGUGCGGAGGUCAUUGAGCAGAACACUCAGGGGAAUGCGGUCCUCGAGGACGUCAACGGCCACUGCUCUCCUUUCGCGUACGGGGAACUCCCUUCCUUCGACAGUGCGACUCGCGAGAAUGUCGCCUAUAUCCGGGAUAUGUGCGAGGCUGAUUGCCAGGCCCUCGAUACCUGGAAGCCCAAGGACACAACGCUUGACUCCCUUACCUUCGAAGCCUAUCUGCGAUCGCGCGGCGCCAGUGAUGCGGCCCUGGUCACUGCCACCGUAUGGACACGUGCCAUGCUCGGUCAAGAUCCCAACGACAUCUCGGCGCUUUAUUUCCUGAACUACUGCAAAUCAGGCGGUGGUCUAUUACAAAUGCGCUCCGACCGCAAGGACGGCGGGCAGUAUCUGCGCAUUCGACAGGGCACACAAGUUUUUGCCCUGGGCCUCGCUUCCUCACUCCCCGAAGGUGUCGUCCGUCUGUCGAGCCCUGUCCAGAGCGUGGUGCAGAACGGCGGUGCCUCGAUCAGUGUCCAAGCCGGUGGCCUUGUUUACUCUGGCCGCAAGGCCAUCACGACCGUUUCCACUCCUGCCCUGAAGAACAUUACCUUCUACCCCAGACUGCCCCCUGUCAAGCAGACAUGGAUUGAAUCGACCACCUACGGCUACUAUACGAAGGCGAUGAUGGAAUUCCGCUCCCGUUCUGGGGAGCGUGAGAUCCGCCUCUUGGAGCAGCUGGGCAAGCUCUUUGGCGUGAAGAACCUCGACGACGAAUUCGUACAGAUGACGAUGUAUGAGUGGAGCGAAGACGAGUUCUCCGGCUGGGGUUGCCCGUGUACCUCGCUUACGCCUGGUGUACUCGACACUCUGGGCAGUGACAGUUUGCAGGAACUUUGGGGAAACCUGCAUUUUGCGGGCACAGAAACUGCAGGGGAGUGGAAGGGGUACAUGGAGGGGGCUAUCCGCAGUGGUGAGCGGGCUGCUGCGGAGGUGGUGAAAGCUUUGAAUGCGGGAUUCGUGGCUCAAUUGUAG